AUGUCAAGUCAACUGCCUCCCGAGGUCCCUGCUGGGUGGUCCGCCCAAUGGAGUGCCAGACACCAGACCUGGGUGUAUGUCGACCUCAAGUCGCUCAAUAUCCAAUGGAUGUGCCCAACCGAGCCGCCGCCGGGACAUGUCCUCACUCCUCCCGUCAGCCCCACGACACCGUCCAGAGGCGAGCCUUCAGUCCCCGCGGGUUGGAAACCGAAGUGGCAUCAGUCGUACGGAGCGUGGUACUAUGUGAACUCGCAGACUGGGAAGUCCCAAUGGAACCGCCCGCAGUACGCCGCCAUCCCCGCCAACGCCUACAGCCCGAUCGACCACAGCCACAAGCCAGUCGACUGGGAUGAGUGCGCUCCAUCGCCUCUAGUUACCAAGUUCCCAAAGACGCUGCAUCUCUCUCUGAACCUGGAUCGCCAGCCAAUGUCUGGGUUUGAGCAUCUCUUUACCGGGAACGUCAAUCCAGCUCCCUUGACUCCAGGAUUCUUCUCUCCCCCUCCACCGAGGGCGGCACCUCCUUCGCCUCCCCGCUUGUGCAUUGAUACCAAGCAUGCUGCCCAGGGAAGGCAGCGCCCCGUCUCGCCAGCUCACACGUUCAUCCCGGCCUUCCGACCGAGAGCCAUCAGUGACUGCCCGCCAGUCCUGCCUGAUAUCCCCCUCUCUCAGAUCGAGGCACCUCAUCCCUCGCCUCUCAAUCCCUACACCCAGGCCAGGCACUCCUUCCUCAUGCCUCCUGGUCCUGGACCGAACGUCGCCCGCCACCAGGCUCGUCACUCCAUGUCGAACUUUCCAACGAGCUCUCACCCGGGGUACUACCCCACGCGUGUCGUCGAGGAAGCGGAGGAGGAUGGCUACGAGAGCGAUUCGAGCUACUGUACGGACUACGCGGAGGAUGAGCCUGAGCGGUCGCCUGCUGUUGGUCUCACUCCUCUUUUGAAUAAGCCUAUUGGGCGUGAGUCCUGGGAACUGGCUUAUUAG
Messenger RNA from Clonostachys solani, 981 nucleotides. NCBI's taxonomy places the organism in Eukaryota, Fungi, Ascomycota, Sordariomycetes, Hypocreales, Bionectriaceae. The record is from the annotation of a GenBank genome assembly.